UAGAAAAACAGAGGUUGAAGAUGACAAUGUCCGAACCUUCCGUCAUUUUUCUAAGAAAAGCCUCAACAGAUCUCCAUAUUCUAAGUCCUCCUCCAUUUCCCCUCAAACUCCUCUCCUUCCUCGUUCUUCUCUCUCUCUCUCUCUCUCUCUCCAAAUCCAUUCACAGAGAGAGAGAAAACCAGAAACAGAGCAUACCCCUCCAAAUGGCUUCCUCAUCGGACGAUCAUCAAUCCCAAUCCAAGGCCACCGACCCACCUCCCAUGCCGCCUCCCUCUGCCGGAAACAACCCCCCUCCUGUCUACCCACCACCCACAUUGGGCUACCCUCCUCCUCAAGGCCAUUGCUACCCUCCGGCAAUGGGUUACCCUCCAGCCCCACAUCCAGGGUACCCACCGGCGCCGGGGAAUUACCCUCCUUACAAUCCCUAUUACGCUCAGGCACCCCCAGCGGCGUAUUACAACAACCACCAAAAUUACAGGGCGGAGACGGUGAACACGGGAUUCCUCCGGGGGAUUGUGACGGCGUUGAUUCUGUUUGUGGCUAUAAUGACUCUGUCCAGCAUAUUGACGUGGAUCAUCCUCCGCCCUGAAAUCCCAGUGUUCAGAAUGGAUUCAUUUUCCGUGGUGAAUUUCAACAUCUCGAAAUCGAAUUACUCCGGGAACUGGGACGGGAAUAUGACGGUACAAAAUCCGAACCACAGACUGAACGUGAAUGUGGAACGGGUACAGAGCUUCGUGGACUACAAAGACAAUACGUUGGCAAUGUCUUAUGGGGACCCAUUUUUUCUGGAUGUGGAGAAGAGCAUCCAAAUGAGGGUGAAAUUGACGUCGAGUAGUCCGGAUGAUCCCGGUAGUUGGGCGGAAACAGAGGAUAAGCUGGGGCAGGAGAAGGCAACCGGAACGGUGAGUUUUAAUUUGAGAUUUAUUGCUUGGACAACUUUCCGAUAUGGGUCUUGGUGGACCAGGCGGGUUGUUAUAAGAGUGUUCUGCGAGGAUUUGAAGCUCGUCUUUGCCGGACCCGCCGCCGGUAAGGUCGUUUACUCCCCCAACGUCAACCCCAAGAUUUGUUCGGUUCUGCUCUAGAAUUCCAUCGGAAAGUAGGCAUUGUCUGUGGCUUCGAAGGAUAAGGGUUUAGCAGAAAGAUUUGCAUUCAUAUUUGGAGAUGAUGAAACAUUGAACUUUAGAGAUGUUUUCUUUUUUUAUUUAUUUUUAAAAUUUUU
Molecule: messenger RNA, 1219 nt
Organism: Benincasa hispida (wax gourd)
Lineage: Eukaryota; Viridiplantae; Streptophyta; Magnoliopsida; Cucurbitales; Cucurbitaceae
Product: hydroxyproline-rich glycoprotein family protein
Biological process (GO): defense response to other organism
Cellular component (GO): plasma membrane
Source: RefSeq, a predicted model, not a curated record